AGCUGAGAGAUGAAGGGAGCACCCAGUGGGUACCUUGGGAGGAUGUAGAAGGCUCUAGGAGUUGGGGAUAGAGUUAUGGCAUAGACAAGGAGAGGGAUGUGGGGGUGGGAGGAGAAGUAGUGAGAAGGCAGACCCUAAAAUUUGGGGUCCAGUUUGAUGGAUGACAGGAGGGGGCAGAAACAAAUGAUCUGUACAAACCUUAGGAGAGUCAGAGCAGCAGAGUUCCUUGGAAGGGAUCAGUUAUGUCAGUCCCAGCUUUUGGUGCCAGAUGGAUGAAAAGAAAUAAGAAAGGAAGGACAUGACUGCUUCCAGGUGUGACAGAGAAGAUUUAUUGUAGAUAAAAGGGAGAGCAUAGCCAGAGGCAGGGACAGCUGGAAGUCCAGAGUGAACAUGACCCUGAGCCUGGCCACAUGAGAAGGGGAGAGCCAGGAAAGUAAAGGGUAGAUGGGGGGGGGGGGCAGAGUAAGCAGAAUGGCUGGAUUGUAUAGGGAAGUGCAGCUCAGCUCCUGGGCUGGAGAAAUUUAAGGGAACCGGGGCAUCUCAGCCAUACCCUGUAACAGAUAGGGAGUGAGGGAUGCAGGGAGAACCUGGCAACCAGGUCUACUUUGAUAUAUUAAAUAGACACCUCAGUCAUUUGUCCUGGGUUUGAGAUCUCACACCACUGAUCUACUUCAUCAUUAUUGCUUUAUAGUAAAUGUAAUUUCUAAGAAGAAUUUUAGGGAAAUUAAGAAAGGGUGAGUCUUUGCAUUCUACCUUUUUUCCCCCUGUAAGUAAAGAAUGCAGGGCUUGAAGAGAAGGCUCAACAGAUAGGAGCACUUGCUGUGGUUGUAGUGAAUUGUUUUCCAGCACCCACAUGGUGGCUUACAAUUGUCCAAAUGCUAAUUCCAAGGGAUCCUAUGGCCUCUACUUGCCUCUGCUGGUGGUGUAUAUAUACACGUUCAGGCAAAACACUGAUACACACUAACAAAUGUAUAUGGCUGGAGACAUAGCUCGGGUUUUGGAGUGCUUGCUUGGUGUUUCCAAAGGCAUGGUGCUACAUAACUAGGUAUGGUGGUGAGCAGUCCCGAGUCAUCACUGAAAGGUGGUGGGAGUUAGAUGAUCACAAGUUCAAGAUCAUUUUCAGGCUCUUAAGAGUUCAGUGGUAGUCUAGGAUUAAUGAGUGUGUCAAACAACCCCAAAACAACAACAAAAACCUAACAGUGGCUAAGUGCCCUGAAAAUAUUAAGGCAAAAUUAAAGGCAAUAAUUUUUUUUUCCUCAUUUAGAUAAUAGCUACUUAAGCUUUCUACCAAAAUGGGCUUGAUGUACAAUUUGGAAAGUGUACGUUGUAUUUCUGUUCUUAAAGAUGUUUCUUAUAGUCUAAUAUUGAAGUUAGGUGAAAGUUACUGAACAUAAUGAAGAUGGGCAAGUGGAGUCGACGUUGGUGAAAGUGGGUAGAAGUCAUUGUACUGGGAUGCUCAUUGCCAGAUUUUGGUUAUGUUUGAAGGUUGUCCUAAGCAUGAUGUAAUACCAGCAUAAACCUUUGAAGCUUCAGCUGACACCAUCCAGGCAUGAAGUGCAUAGGACUUUAUGGGCCAAGGGUAAUGCUUGUUUAAAAACAAGGCAAGCUACUCUAGUUUAAUGAGGCCAGUUAAGAAAACUUUUCCAGAGUGGGAUGAGAGUAUAAUCUCAGUUUGGAAGUAGAAGUAGCGUUUUAUGUGUCCUGAAGGGGUUAACGAUUCUCACUGUACUGCAUUUGAAAUAGGCUGGCACACAAGUGGCUGAGUUAGAAUUGAGGAAAAUAGUAGUUGAGGCCUGGAAGUAUUGUGUGAGUUAUUCACUGCAUGCGAACUUGAGAAUUCACAGGACAAAGUUGAUGUUAGGAGUGCUUGCCUGGCUGUGCACUUCCCUUCAUCCCUGUAUGUUCAUACUCUGGAGCCUUAAGAAAGCACUGAGAUCCUGACCUCCACAAACAUGUUCUACCGGACUCAAGUGCUGCCAAGUGCACAGGCUUCAUGUUGCAGGUGGAGCCUGCCAAAGCUGCUCAGGUGGUCUGUGGGGCGGGGCUUGGGACAAAGUCCGUCCCUUCUCUAGGCCCUGCCCAGGGGCCUGCCAGGUGUUGGAGCCUAAGCAGUAGGAUGCCAGAACCUCAGGGGGACUUCUGCUAGAGUUCAAGGGAGGUGUUGUCCCUCCUGGGGACAGGCCACCCAUUGAGCUACUUUAAAUCUGAAUGGAAGUGACCAGUCUAAAUUUAGGAGCCAAGGGCUGGCCUUGUGGGUUGCUGGAACCUGACGCCUGGCUUCUCAUGUCCUGGAAGCCGCCGGCACCCUUUCUGCAUUCCUGGAAGGGAGUCCUGUUCACAUGCUUGCCAACGGUUAGGACCAGGACCAGAAAGAGGAAAGAAAUGAGCCGCCAGACUGCUACAGCAUUACCCACUGGCACCUCAAAGUGUCCACCAUCCCAGAGGGUACCUGCCCUGACUGGCACAACUGCAUCCAACAAUGACUUGGCGAGUCUUUUUGAGUGUCCUGUCUGCUUUGACUAUGUGUUGCCACCCAUUCUUCAGUGUCAGAGUGGCCAUCUUGUUUGUAGCAACUGUCGUCCUAAACUCACAUGUUGUCCGACCUGCCGGGGUCCACUGGGAUCCAUCCGCAACUUGGCUAUGGAGAAAGUGGCCAAUUCAGUACUUUUCCCUUGUAAAUACGCCUCUUCUGGAUGUGAAAUAACUCUCCCGCACACAGAAAAGGCAGAGCAUGAGGAGCUCUGUGAGUUCAGGCCUUACUCCUGCCCCUGCCCUGGUGCUUCCUGUAAGUGGCAAGGCUCCUUGGAUGCUGUCAUGCCCCACCUGAUGCAUCAGCACAAGUCCAUUACAACCCUGCAAGGAGAAGAUAUAGUUUUCCUUGCUACAGACAUUAACCUUCCUGGUGCUGUUGACUGGGUGAUGAUGCAGUCUUGUUUUGGCUUUCACUUCAUGUUAGUCUUGGAGAAACAGGAAAAAUACGAUGGUCACCAGCAGUUCUUUGCAAUUGUACAGCUGAUAGGAACACGCAAGCAAGCUGAAAAUUUUGCUUAUCGACUUGAGCUAAAUGGUCAUAGGCGGCGAUUGACUUGGGAAGCGACUCCUCGGUCUAUUCAUGAGGGAAUUGCAACAGCCAUUAUGAAUAGUGACUGCCUAGUGUUUGACACCAGCAUUGCACAGCUUUUUGCAGAAAAUGGCAAUUUAGGCAUCAAUGUAACUAUUUCCAUGUGUUGAAACGGCAAUCAAAUAUUUCUGGCCAGUGUUUAAAAUUUGCAUUUGACUUCACAGAGAAUAAGGCACCCAUCUGCUUGCCAACCUAAAACUCUACUGGUAGGUAGAAGCUAGACACAUGAAGGUAAAUAAAAAGAAAGGCUGUUAAUACAGGAAACAGUUGCAUGUAGUAACACUAAUAUAUUUAAAAAUAAUUCAACAGUAAACCACUGAAAAAAUAUAUAUAUACCCAAGAUGGGCAUCUUUUGUAUUAAGAAAAAAGAAAGGAAGCAUUGUAAAAUAUUUCUGAACUUCGUGUUUGUUGUAGAUUGAUUGUAUUGUUGACAACAAUUUUUUGGGGAUGUGUGUCUGUGCACACAUGGGUGCACGAGUGUGGUUGGUUUUCCUUUAACUGACAAGCCAUCUGCGUGGUCAUGGACCACUGCUUUCCCCUUGUGAGUCAAUACAUAGUGCUGCUGUGGUUUUUGUUUUGUUUUGUUUUCUUUUUUUGUGUGUGUAUUUGCUAAUUUUUAUUCUAGUUUUUCAUUAAAUAAAUUUGACUUUCUUUUCUGUAAUUCAGGUUUUUCUCACUUUUGUACCUUUAAGUUAGUGUCUUUUUGAUAUUCAUAAUUGCUUAUGUCAAAAGUUUGUGUUCAGUACAUACUUUCUUUUCCUUCAAUCAGUUUAUUAGAACUAUUUUUAAUUCAGCCCUUUUGUGGAAAUAGGAAUUCCAGAAAGGAAAGGUAACAUGAGAGCGCUGUGCAAGCUGCAGCAGGUAUGAGAUGGUCUUGUCUGUGUGAGUCCCACCAUCAGGCUAACUCUUGGGAAGGUCAGGUUAGGGAGUAAACUGAGUUAUAUAAAUACCUUUAAAAAUCAGGCCUUUCCUCUCUUCAAAUGUGUUGGGCAAAUCACAUGUUUAAAUUGGUUCUUGUAUUUAUUGGUUUUGCAAAAGAGUGCAUCAUCAUACACAGUAUUUGUAACUAAAGGAAAUCAUUUGUUUUUAAAAAAGGCAGUUUGCAAAAAAUGUUUUUGGUCUUUUAUAAUUCUCAUUAAAAGAUUAUCUGGCAAAUUAAAAAAAAUCUUAAUGUGUUUACUUUAGCUCUAGGUUGGUUUUUUUUUUUUUUUUUUUUUUUUUUCCUGGAGCUGAGGACUGACUACAGGGCCAGCACUUGCCAAGCAAGCUCUCUCCCACUGGGCUAUGUCCCUCACCCCUGGCUCUAAAAGAGCUCUUUAAGAAAGUCCAGAGGUGUUUCCCGUGUUUAGAGCAGAGGAUUAGGGGAUUAUAUGCCACUGUUUUGAAGUAUGUUUUAUUCUGAAGCACAGAAAGGACUAGGUUCUCCCAUUUGAUUCCCAUAAGGACAUUUAGAGUAUGCCUGAUUAAUCACUCUUUUCCUUUAUGAAAACUGAGUUUAUCAUCGUAGUUCCAGCGGUGGAGUUUGACUCCACCAUGUUCCUAUAGUUUACCUCUAUCCAAUUUAACCAGCUGUCUGACCUUGGGCCCAGUUUCCUAAUGUGUUAAAUGGAGUUAAAUUAUGGUGAGUAUGUGAAGGGUUAAAUGAGACACUAGUACUUUACCCUGAAACAGUGCUUCCUACCACCUAAGUAUCCAGCCAGUGUGGAACACUGGAUUUUACCUUUAGUGUUGUGUUCCUAGUUACACUCAGGCACACAGCAGAAAUCUGUCAUUGAUAAUUUUGUAUUUUCCUAGUGGUACCCCAAGCUUAGAAAGUCAUUGAGAAUUAACUUGCAUUUUCCUUUUAUCCUAUUUCCAAUUCUGGAUUAUGGAGCUUGGUUCUGUUAGCCAUUUUCAGUACAAGUAAGCCUUCUAUUGAGUUGAUUGUCAUGUGCUUAUGUAGCUAUAUUUGGGCUGAAAGGGAAUAAUUUAGCCACAGAUUACAACCAUGUUUUUAUUUGCAUGAAAAUUUAGAAAAGCAGUUUGUGUGUGUUGAGACAAGGUCUCGCUACCCUGGGUGGCCCGAAUUCUACGCCUUACCUCAGGCCACUCCCGCCCCAGUUGAAUGCCACAAAGCAUUUCAGUGGCUGAAAAGCAACCGAGUGUAUGUUUGAGGGAAUGUCAUUUUGCAGUUUCACUGUAUUGUGCCCAGACUUUAACAUCUCAAAAGGCGUGGCCAUUAGAAAUCCAUACUCUCCCCCCAUGAAAUCAGAGCUGACUGACAUUUACUAGUUAAAUGCAUGAGCAUGUUCUUGUACACAUAUAUUUUGAGAUAUUGAUUGGUUAUUUCUGUAACCUUCACCACGUAACAAGAUCACCCUAGACUUUACCAUUUUGAUAGUGUUGGGAAGGCUGGCCAUGGUUCAUGCUUGUAAUCUCAGGGCUUGGAGGCCAAGGCAGAACGCAAGGUUUUGAGGUCAACCUGCUCAACAUAUUGAGUCAAAAAUAGAAAAUAAUCAACCAAACAAAACUUGGACUUUUUCUGUUGUUGUUAUUGGGCUUAAACCUAGUGCCUCAGCAAAACUACUACAAGCAAGCAUUCAGUGGCUGAAUCCCUAGUAAAAACAUUUUUAGUAAUUUGACCACUCACUAUAUCUCAGCUAAUAAUUUUGCUGUUUAAUAUCAAGAUUUUUUUAUUUUGCUACUUACAUAUUAGUCUGUAUGUUCUUAGUAUGUUUUGGGCAUUAAUAUUUGAAAAGUCGUGAUACUUUUAUUGAUGCUCUCUGGGGAGGCUUCAAUGGGACCCAGAAUUGUAAAGGAUUUUGUUAUCUCCUGUUUUUGCUAAUUUUAGCAAGCGAAGGCAUAUUUUAUGUAUAUUUAGCAGCAGGUAAGGUUGACACAUUAACGUUUAUUAGCUAUUAAUUCUUCAUAUUCUUGAUUCCCACAGAUGAGAAAUGAAGCCACAUUUCUUUGUUCCCUUGAGAUUUGGCACACAAAAAUGAACUCUUGUCUUUUCAUUGUUUAGAGUAGAUAAUUUCUGUUGAUUGCUUUGAUCCUUUUGGUGUCUUUCAGGAACUGUGGGGGAGGGUAUUGAGACAGGGUUUCUCUGUAGCUUUGGAGUCUGUCCUGGAAUUCACUCUGUAGACCAGGCUGGCCUUGAACUCACAGAGGUCCACCUGUCUCUGCCUCCAUUUGUGUGCAUUAUCUUAAAAAAAAAAAAAAAGUAAUCCCAAACCAGCACUUAGGAGGGGAGGAUCAUAACAUACCAGUGCAUAGGCAGGUAAGCAGCAUGCCUGGCCUGUACAGCAAGACCCUGUCUCAAAAGAAAAGGUGUGGAUAUUGUGGAAGCUUGUGGACUGAGCAGUGUUCCAUGGGGAGUGUGCAAAACACAAGAGUUCUGUCCGACUUGUCCAGUUAAGCUAUUUAUAUCGUUUGUCAAAAUAAACAUUUUUAAAGAUGGCAUCACCCAAACAGAAUUUAACUUUUAUACCAAGCACUAUAGUAUAUCUCAAGGGAAUUUUUAUCGAAGACAACUUUUUCCUAGAUUUAAAAUCCUUUUGAUAGCUUGUUUAUGGAGCCAGGUCUUGUGGUGCAGCUCUACAGCACUGGCUGGCUUGGAGUUUGAUCAGUAAGACCUUGGGUUCUCGGCAUUGGCGGAGAUUAAAACCGUGUGCAGCUCAUUUUUUGUUUUGUUUUUAGUAAAGAAUAAUCAUUGUAAGGCACACUACAUGUUAAUACAUCAGGGAGAAGAGCAUUACUGUUGGACCUUAACCAUCAAAUUGGAGACUGACAGCCUACUUCUUUUGUCAUACACAGUACAGUUUCUCCUUUGCUCUGAGAAAUGCGACGCACAUUUAUUUCAUUAAGCAAAACUAGUGACUAAUCCCAGAUUGUCAAAAAUAAUACUUUUUAAUAUUUUUAUAGUAUAGUUUCUCCUUUGUGUAAGUUUCCUAGGAGAGCCACUAAGUGCUUCUGCCUUCGGUGGUGACUGCCUGAGUUAGGUUUGGUGGGGGAGAUGUGUCUUGCUUGACCUGGUACAUCUUCUAAAAUGGCUGGUGUAAAAGGCUUGACCCUGGUUGAUGGUGUUGAAAAGUGGAUCACUGGUAACUUCAUCAGUGGAUGUUGAUGGCUGAAUAGAGUGUUGGGGGAGGGAUAUGUCACUGGGGAAUGUAUUUUGGAAGGGUGUCUUGUCUUUGGAUCUUCCUCUCUGGCUCUUCUGCUUCCAGCUGCCAUGAGGUGAACAACUUUACUCUGGCACACCUUCCCUUCCCACCACCGUGUUCUGCUUCAUCACAAGCCCACAGCGAUGGGGCAUCUGUGGACGGAAACCUGAAACCAUGAGCCCAAAGAAGUCUUUUCCUCAGGUAUCCUGUCACAGCAAUGAGAAGUGACUGUCCCUUCACCUAGUAUUGGAACCCACUGUGCCCAGAUGGGAAUCUGUCCUGAGCUCAAGCAGUGCUUGUCUCAGAGUUGGAAUUGGUGCUGCACAUGAGACCCAGCUGUAGCCCCUCUAUUAUGAAGAGGGGAUGUGGUAUGGCCACAAGUUGUUUGUGUUUCAGAGUUGAAGCCGUGGCCUCUCCAGUGCUAAGCAAGAAUUCUACCGAGUAAUACCUCUAUAUUUAUAAUUGCUAUAAGAGUAGAGGAAAGAAUCAUGUUUUCAGCACAUACACUGACCUGGUGGUUUUUGUUUUGUUUCUUGAGACAGAGUUUCUCUGUAGCUUUGAACUUUGUAGACCUGUCUCUGCCUCCCGAAUGCUGGGAUUAAAGGCGUGCACUUUCUCUGGCCAACCUGGUAUUUUUUUUUAAAAAAAGAUUCUUGUAUCUUUUAUAUCAUUCAUAAUCUAGUAUUUUACUUAUAGUCACUGAUUUACCUAUUGGUAUUAAAUAUUUUAUGAACAACUAAAACAGAAGGCAUUUGGCCCUAAAUUUGCAUAUAGCUUAUUAUGUGACUCAGGAUUACAGAGUCUUAUUUGUAGUACAUAGAAGAGUUCACAGGGAUGAUACAUGGACAGAACAAUUGAAAUUAUACUUAGAAAGUUGAUAACCAUGGCAUUACAGCUUUGUUUGCCUUUGAUACCUAAAAGCUAUGCAUGUCCCAAAUGGUGCGGCCACAGUAGAGAGGAGAUGGGGCUGAGGUUGAGGUGUGCUCUAGCUCAGUGUUUGGGUACUUACCCAGUAUGUGCAAGUCCCACUGUGGUCCCCAACACCAUGUACACACAUGAACACAUGCAUGCAUGGUCAGAAAGUUGUUUGUGGCUAGUAAAGGACAGGUCAGGUCUGGAGGCAGAAGCUGGAGGUCAGGGUUGGUGAGCUGAAGGAUGGGAGCCAGGUGCCCCUACUUCCCAGAUGUCGCCUCAGUGCUAACCUGGUGGAGAAGUGCACCUGUAUAAAGUAACUAGCUCGUUUUCUGAGCCCUUUCCUAUGAGAAAUGGAACACAUGUAUUUUGGGAGGGCAUUCUGAUCAAAGCACCACCACAGAAGUUCUACUUCUGGGCACACAUCCCAAAAUAAUAGAAAAGCAAGGGAUCUGUACAUUCCUGUUGACAGUCCACAGUCACAGAACAGUAGGGGAGUGGAUACGCAGUAUGUCAUAUGUACACAGCGGCUUGUUCAGCCAGAAAAAGAAGUUUGAUACAUGAUAUAUAAACUUGACAAGUUGGUGAGACAAGAAAAGAACAAAACUUCCACUUAGAAUAAGGAAGAGGGGAAGAGUGGUUACCAGGUCUGCAAUUGGGGGAAUGAGUUGUUUGUGCUGAAAAAAUCGUGGACAGUGGGAACACUGAAUGUCACAGAUGUCCCUGAAUUAAAUAUUUGUAAGUGGUUACAGUGGUGGAUUUUAUGCAGUUUCUCUGAUCAAAACCUCCUGCACAGCAAACCAAAAACAGUGUUAGAAAAACAAAAACCAUACCAUUCAAUUCCAGAUGGCUCCUUUAAAAAGGAAAGAUGGGCUGGAGAAACCGCUCCUCAGUUGAGAGUGCUUGCUGUUCUUGCUAAAUACCCAAAUUAGUUCCCAGCACCCACACCAGGCAGCUUAUGAGCACAUGCAACUCCUGCUCCAGGGAUCCGACACCCUCUUCUGGCCUCUGCAGGUGCCCAUGCUCACUCACAAAGAUGGACAUAAAUCUGUUUUAGAAAAUGCACACACACUUCAGACAGCACAGAAGCUGCCCUAUGUAAUUUCCUGUGUAGGUCAGUGCUGAUUUCUAGGCCCCAGAGAACCCUGAGCUUUAAAAGGUGUUGUGUUACCACCUCAGGCAGGUAUAUGAAGCAGGGCUUGGUGGGAAGGCUCCCUGGAUGGACAAGGCCAGUGGAUUGUUCCUUUGCUCCUUGUGCAGGAUUACAGAGGUCAGGAGCUCAUCAAGGGUUGUGAGUGCCCCCAGCUAGUCCUCAUUCGGUAUUUCCUCCAGAGAUUUUUAGUAAGCCUGAGCAGGGUUUAGGUAGCUUGUAGACCCCCCAUUCUCAUUCAGGAAGUAUCAAAACUAUAUUAGCUCUUCUCAUUUCUUGUAAGAUUCUGACUCUAGAAUUAAAAUUGUGUUGUUUACAUUGCAUUCUUGUUGAAUCAGCAAUAAUACUGUUAUUUCACACACGAGCAUGUAUGAAACAGGGUUCAGAAACCUAGUAAAUGUAAGGGGCCUUCACCCUGGUACCUCAGACUGAGUCACAGGAGCAAACAGGCAUUCCAAGUUGACACACUUGGGAUUUGGCAUAAACAAGGAUUCCAAGUUUAGGGGUCAUCCCGAAACACACAGUUGCUCCCUUGGGCCUGUAGUUUUUCAAGAUUACAGGCACCCAAAGCCAUUGUGUUCCUGCAGUGACUGCCAACAUGUGCCACUGUUCUCAUUGCUGCUUCCCUCAGCCUAGGACCUGUAUAGUCCUAUGUGGGUCUCAUCCUAGACUUUUAAAUAGUUGCCUAGAGUUUUGUCUUUGCUAGUUUCCCUUCUAAGUAACUGGGUUCCAGGAUCCAAUAAAGUCUACAUGGGUCUCCAGAGUUAAGAGUAUGUGCCAACUGUUAUUAUUUUGAGAUAGGGUCUCCCUAUGUAGUCUUGGCUGCCUUGGAAUUUGGUAUGUAGACCAAGCUGGCCUUGAACGUCAAGAGACCUACCUGCUUCUGCCUCCCGAGUACCUGUACCACCACACUUGACUCACCCAAUCAUUAGACAUAUCAGACACGUCAGAGGGAU
Alexandromys fortis (reed vole) is the source of this 10281-nucleotide messenger RNA. RefSeq names its product siah E3 ubiquitin protein ligase 1 (gene Siah1). Gene Ontology annotation, biological process: proteasome-mediated ubiquitin-dependent protein catabolic process; multicellular organism development. Bases 2209 to 3231 code for a protein of 340 amino acids. NCBI's taxonomy places the organism in Eukaryota, Metazoa, Chordata, Mammalia, Rodentia, Cricetidae. The record is from RefSeq and is a predicted model, not a curated record. Gene Ontology annotation, cellular component: cytoplasm. The transcript is spliced from 2 exons. Gene Ontology annotation, molecular function: zinc ion binding; ubiquitin protein ligase activity; ubiquitin conjugating enzyme binding.